Messenger RNA from Paramecium primaurelia, 1089 nucleotides. The record is from the annotation of a GenBank genome assembly. Lineage: Eukaryota; Ciliophora; Oligohymenophorea; Peniculida; Parameciidae.
AUGAUAUUUAUUAUACUAUUUGUAGGUUUUGUUUAAAGUAGUGUACCACCUGGAACAGGAGAAUGUAGUGUUUAUACUACAUAAAAUGAUUGCUUGAAUUCUGGUUAUUGUAAAUGGAGUGGAUCUUCUUGUGGACUUUACACUUCUGAUUAAGAUUGCUACAGAAUUGAUGAAAUAGGGGCUUGUCGUAUUAAUGGAAAAUAUUAGACUCUAUGUACACCUUUGGAUUUAGUGAGUAUUGAAUAUAAGAAUGUAUGUGGAGUAAGUGCUACUGUAGAUUAUAAUUAUGUUAGAUACCCAAUUAUUAAUAAUGGAUAUUCAACAUACUCAAUCUCUGGAUUGACUGUUGCUUAGUUAAAGGUUGCUAAACCAUAAAUGAAUUUUCUAUAUUAAAUUUUAACUUUGAAUAUUCAGGUAGCUCAAAAUUCAGAAUUAUAAGAAAUAUUGGAUUUAUAUUAAGAAUACGAACCUGCAUUUCUAAAUGCAACAGUGCAUCCCUUUUAUUUAGAAAAGUGUUUAUUUUAAACAUUACAAAAUUUAAGAGAUGAUACAACUACUUUAACUAAAGCAGAAAAAGAAAAUACAAUAACUAAGUUUUGGAAUAUAGUAUAAGUAUAUUAAAAGAAAAUGGCAAUUUAUAGUAAGCAUUAUCAAACAAACUACUACUUUUUGAAUUUUGCUUAAACUACAUUCUCAAGAUUAUUUAUUUCAAUUGAGGGAUAAGAUCACACUACUUCAUUGACUUGGAUCAAAUAUGAAAGAAAUGGUUUCAUAUAGGUAAUAUCUUAUACUCCAAAAUUCUUUGGUAUUAAUGAUGCUUUAACAGAUGUAAUUUAUGUGAAUGUAAUUGCUGAAGAUGGAACACCAUUUGUGAAAAUUGAGAAUAUGGAAAUAAUUUACACUCAAACAACAGGGACCCUGACUAAUAUAGCAAGGCAAUUAUAGUUUAUUAGUGAUAAAAAAUAAGUACCUCAUACAUUUUCUUCCUCAUUAACAUCAACACCAUGUGAUGAUAUAGAAAGAACAUGUAAAUUUACCCUUCCAUCACCUUUAACAGAUUCUUAAUUUAUUUUUUAUAUAUAGAAAUGA